AUGGGCACUACCACCCAACAACCCUGGAAGUCACAAGCGUCUCACUGCGGGCAUCUCGGUGUCGCUGCGGGCCGCAGCAACAUCAUGACGAUUCAGACCAAUUUCAGGUUCCCGCGGGACACUUCAGAUUUGAUUGAUUGCUCUCUUGAUCCAACAACCAGAUCGGACUCCCAAAAUCAUCAAGUCUUCAUGGAAGUUUGUAUCUGCUCUCGAUGCAUUAUCAACACAAUUUUGAAUGACGAGGGACAGCCAAUUUCUGGAAAAUAUCUAACCACUCGAAAUAUUGCUAAACAUCUCUCCGAGGAUUACAAACGCUUUGCUGAAGUCAAACAUCACACUUCCAACCAACCUGAUCCCCAAUCUGAUAGUCCAUCUGUGGAAAUAACGGAAUCUAGUGGAUACUCGGAAGAAAGCAGGGUGUUUGAAGGACUCGAUCAGAAUGAACACAACUUUCAUCUAUUUGAUGUUAGCCGUGAAAACUGCCGCACCGCCAUUACUGCUCUUUUCAACAUACUUAAGGAAACAAUCAGACAACGAACUUCCAACCAAAGCCUUCUGAAGAUGCCGCGUGACCCUCGAACUUUGAUUUCAAAGGCCAAUCUAGAAAUUGAGCUUGUUGAGAGUAUAUGCUGUGGGGCUUGUUUUCACCUCUAUCCCAACAACACCAAUACACCAUUGCUCUGUGAAUAUGCACCUUUUGCCCACUCACAACGGUGUAACGAAGAACUCUACAAACAAAUCAGAACUCAAAGUGGAUUCAAAGACCUUGGACGAUUCCCAAACCCAAAACAUCUUUACCCCUCAACCGUUCGACCUAUAUCGGUUUGGCUCAACUGGCUUUUGAAGAAACCUGAUAUCAAAACCGCAAUCAACGCUUGGAAAGAUGAAAUCUUGAGAUCUGAUGGUGCUCUUGUGGACGUACAACAUGGCUCAAUCUAUCGAAAUGUAGAAUGGGAGCUCUCACCAACUCCUUCUGAAGACUCUGCCUCGGAUGACACAGCAUCUUCUCUCAACAACAUCCCACCACUCAACUUGAUCCUUUCUCUUUUUGUCGACUGGUUUAAUCCCCGAGGAGACAGGAUUAGUGGGAAAGUCGAAUCUACCGGGGUCUUUGCUCUUACUUAUCUCAAAUAUAUGCCUAGCACGGAUCACCCCUGGGCCAUAUUUGCCAGACACAAGCACUAUAAAUCACCUUCUCAAGCCAAUUGUAGACGAGCUAAGGACUCUAGAGACCGGCACAAUGAUCAAGACACAUCAAUACCCAGGAGGUUGACUGGUCCGGGUCCGACUUCUCUGUUUGAUUGGAGAUCGUCCCCCAAAACCAAGAAAGUUGCCGGUUUUGCCUCGCCAAAUGCCACCUCCUUUUGUACGUGGUGCCACGCAAAGCACGACACUCUUGAAAAGUUGCAAAUUGCAGCAAUCAGAAGAAAAGGCAAAACAAUCAGAGCGUCACGUAAAUCUAGAGAUGCCAAAUCAACCGCUGCUCAAGACACAAUCCUUAAGCAGACUGGUGUCCGCUGGUCCGAACUCAACCGUCUCAGGUAUUGGAAUCCAACUAAGCACAUUGUUCUCGGAAUAAUGCAUAACUGGCUUGAAGGGGUGCUGCAGACCCACUGGCGCUAUCGAUGGAAAUUUCUUGCAAUAACUCAAUCCAAAUCUCAAAAAAGGCGCCGCACUCAUACAAGCUUCCCAACUAAUAAGCGACAAAGGGAGGAAAGCGAUGAGGCCCCAGAUAUCCUGAUGGAUGGUGGAGACGAAGGUGGAUUCUUUUCACAAGACGACAUCCUGAAUUUCCGCACUGCAAUGCGACAGGUAGUCCUUCCUCCGGGUCUUUCAACUCUCCCUCCAAACCUUGGCGAGGAACGACAUGGGAAAUUGAAAGCGUCCCAAUGGUACACCCUGUUUGCUUGCAUUAUGCCGCUGAUCAUCUUUGAGCUCUAUCUCGAUGAUAUUCGAAAUAUCGAUCCCAACUCAAAUCGGGCUUGGUUCAUUAUGAACACUGCAUAUUUGAUGCAAUGUACCCACAUCUUAUUUGCACGUGAAGUAACCAACAACCAGAUUACACAAUUCGAGGAAAACUAUAACAAGUACAGCGAAACAGUUGGUGGUCUCUUUGCAAAUGUCAAAGUCCAACCGAAUCAUCAUUGUGCAUUGCACAUUCCAGAACAAAUGCGAUUGUGGGGGCCUUUGUCUAGGGUGGCCGAAUUUGCUGGCGAACGGCUUAUUGGGUUCUUGCAGAAAAUCAAGACCAACAAUCUCAUUGGUGUGUAUAUCAUCUAA
Puccinia graminis f. sp. tritici CRL 75-36-700-3 is the source of this 2280-nucleotide messenger RNA. RefSeq lists its product as uncharacterized. The transcript has 7 exons. Lineage: Eukaryota; Fungi; Basidiomycota; Pucciniomycetes; Pucciniales; Pucciniaceae. The coding region runs from base 1 to 2280 and encodes 759 amino acids. The record is from RefSeq and is a predicted model, not a curated record.